Molecule: messenger RNA, 3337 nt
Organism: Copidosoma floridanum
Lineage: Eukaryota; Metazoa; Arthropoda; Insecta; Hymenoptera; Encyrtidae
Product: putative peptidoglycan muropeptide transporter SLC46
Biological process (GO): transmembrane transport
Cellular component (GO): membrane
Molecular function (GO): transmembrane transporter activity
Source: RefSeq, a predicted model, not a curated record
GCCGCUGCAGUCGGCGAGCCUGGCCAGUGAGAGCACACACGCGCAUCGUAAUUAAAGCGCGCGCUCCCCAACAGCCAGGACUUUGUUGUUUUCAUCGUCGCACUUGUUGUUGUUGCCGUGGUUAAACACAUUGGGCAGUUAUCGUCCUUGGCCCAUUCAGGGGGGGGGAAAAAAAAAAAAAAAAAAAAAAAAAAAAACAGUGCCAGGAUGAGGGAGCCGGACAAACCUGUGGAGGAUCCCCUGCACCGCCCUUCUUUGGACGGCAGCAGCAACAACAACAACAACAACAACAACAACAGCAACAACAACGGCACGUUCGACUGGACGAGCAUGAGCGGCCGGCAAAAGUCCUGGUACAUCCUGAGCAACAUAACGGUCGAGCCGAUGGUCGCGUUCUACAUAAUGCCGAGCGUACUCGCGUCCCUGGCCACCCAGAACCUCAACCUGGAGAAGGCGUGCAAGGUGAACCUCGGCUACCCGAGCGGCGUGUGCGACGCCCUGUCGGCCCGCAACGUGACCGCUAACCUCGAGGCCGAGGAGACGGCGGUGCAGCAGCUCGUGGCCGGCAUGCAGACGUGGAAGACGGCGGUGCAGAGCUUCUUUCCCUCGAUCCUGAUAGUGUUCGCCGGGGCGUGGAGCGACCGGAACGGGUUGCGCAAGCCGUGCAUGAUGCUGCCGAUCGUCGGGGAGUUCAUGACCAGUGUGAGCCUCAUCGCGUGCACUUACUGGUUCUACGAGCUGCCGAUGGAGGUGGCCGGGUUGUGCGAGGCCCUUUGGCCGGCCCUGACCGGGGGCUGGUUCACCAUGAUCAUGGGCACCUUCAGUUACAUCGGGGACGUGACGAGCGUCGAGUCGCGGACGGUGCGCGUCGGCGCGGCAAAUGCCUUUCUCAGUCUCGGGGUGCCGAUCGGUAUGGCCUUGUCGGGGGUUUUUUACAUCAAGCUCGGGUUUUAUGGGGUGUUCGGCAUAGCGGCCUGUUGCUACGUGUUCAGCUUCGUGUACGGCCUCGUGGUGAUCAAGGAGUCGCCGAGGGCCUUGGAGUUGAGGAAAAAGGCCAUGCAGAGCAGCGAACCGACCAAGGGGAGCAGGACCGGCUGUUGGGCCGGGCUUACCGAUUUCUUCGCCAUCAGGCACGUGCGAGAGACGUUCAGGGUGGCGUUUAGGGACGGCCCGAGGAACCGGAGGCGCAGGGUCAUGGUGCUCAUGUUCAUCGUCAUGGUCCUCAUUGGCCCCAUGUACGGUGAAAUGGCGGUGCUGUAUCUCUUCGCGAGGUAUCGCUUCCAAUGGAAUGAAGUGCAGUUCAGCGUCUUCUCGACUUACUGCAUGGUGACGAAUCUCUUGGGUACUCUCUUCGCGGUGGGCAUCUUCAGCCACGUGUUGAAAAUGGACGACGCCCUCCUCGGAGUACUCAGCUGUAUAAGCAAAAUCUUGGCAAGCUUCGUCUACGCCUUUGCUACCACGGAUCUUUUAAUGUAUAUUGCACCACUGCUCGAGAUACUGAACGGCGCGUCGUUCAUCGUCAUGCGCUCGAUAACCUCGAAACUGGUGACACCCGACGAGCUCGGCAAGGUGAACUCGCUGUUUGGAGUGUGCGAAGCCAUAGUGCCGCUGCUGUACGGGCCGACCUACAGCUUCAUCUACAGAGCUACGGUGCACAGUUUGCCCGGCACGUUUUUUCUCGUCGGCUCGGGCCUCAUGAUCCCCGGCGUCCUGGCCUUCCUGUGGCUGUAUUUCGAGCACAAGAAGGACGACGCGUUGGAUCGGGAGCAGCAGGCCAUGGCGGCCAAACUGAAGGACAAGCUCGAGCAGGAGAGCAGGUUGGAAAACGGUCUAACGCCGAACAAAGCGAGGAACGCCCCAACGUCCGAGCAACCGGUCGCCGGUAUCGUCAACGCGGCCUUUGAGUCCGAAAAACUGUGAUCGACCCUCUUCACCUUUUACCCUUCCUUUUGCGAACUAUGAGUUUUUGUAAAAGAAUACCAAAUAAGGGGGACCCUCCCCCCCCCAGCUCUUGCAAUCGCGUGUAAUUAAAGCUGGGGAGUGACCUGCGCGGUCAGGUGAGAUUGUACGCGCGUUGUAAAGUGGGGAAGUGACCUUCUCCGUAACGACUUUGACUCAAUGUUAUCUGUUAAAAAGUGAGAUGUCAAAUUUUAAUAUACACAUAUUGCAAAUCCCCAUGGAUUCGUGGGGUCGACCUGCUUUGAGAGUAGGAUUUUGUUAAUAUAUAUACACAUACAAUAUACCUACGUAUUAAAAAGAAAAAGAAAAAAUGCUAUGCAUUGAAGAAAAAAAAGAAAAAAAAUUGUUGAUUGACGUUAAAAUGAUACACAACAAGUGAUAAAUUAUACAUUAUAUGGAUGCCUCUACCUAUACACACAUUUGGCAACGAUAGGUGCACGUACGACUGUCCCUCCCCCCCCCCUUCGCACCCCUCACACCCCAAAAGUAUGAAAUAAUUUUUACGGAACAAUGUUUGUACAUUGAUAUAUUUCUUUUUUUUUUUUUUUUUUUUCUAUAAGUGCAAUAACAGAGUACGUAUCACGUGGCACAUAGUAUUAUGUUGUGAAUGAUGUUUAGGGACGUAUCAAGUAUUGAACAACUUCAUGUCUGAAACUUGCGUUAUGUAUAGGAAAUAAUUUUACGAAUGGUAGGAUUAAAUGGUGUAAACGGAUACUAGAUAUCCUUCGAGCGAUGAUGAUGGAGGACGAUUCCGAAUGUGAAAAAUAAUAGAGAUAUCAGAUGAUGUGCAUUGAAAAUAUUUUAUAUUUAACGCGACGAUUAGUUACAAAACCAAAAUUUUGUCAAAAAGACUUUUAUGUGUGCAACUCUUUGUGAAUGAAAAAAAAAAAUAUAGUAUUUUUAUGCGGUAAUCAUUCAAACUACGAAAACUACAACGUACAGCAUAAUGUCACGCGUCGCAAGACCCAAAAUUAAUCCUCUUUACAGUUGUAUUAUUAUUAUUAUUAUUAUUAUCAUUAUUAUUGUAAAUAGACAAGUGUACUUAAUUAAAUUUAUCGUACAAAUUGAGAUGUUCAAUCGAGAUGUCAACCACUACGCACUACUGAGUAGGCCUUACAUUGUAUAUAAAUAUAUAAAAAAAGGUUAUUUUAAGAUUUAACGCGUCAAAAGUGGCAGAAUCGUGAACAAUCGUGAGUAUUAUAUACGUUUAUAUAUACCUUCAAAGCCUUUUAAAUAACAUUAUCUCACGAAUGAUUCGCAAUUGUAUGAAUACGUGGACCGUAUAUAGUGCCCUUGGAGUGUUAACGAUAACGAUCUGAAAGCUAUCUUGCCGAGAAGGCCUAAUUUGUGGAAAAAUAAUAAAAUAUUUUUGAAAUCA